AUGGAAUAACAAUAUCAAAAAAAAUUGUACAAUUAACUUUUAGAGUAGAUUUAAUCAAAAGAUCACUAUGAUAGCAAUUUAAAAUUAUUUUUAAAGCAACUCAGCAUUGAAAUCGAUUAAUAAAAUUUAUUAAAUUUGAUUAGUUAGCAGUUAGAUAAUAAAUCUAUUUACUUUAUAAGACAUGCAGAAUCAAAAUAUAAUUAAUGGAGAGAAAAAUCACCAUUAAAUUGGUCUAUUUUUUAUAAAAAUACACUUGAAAAUAUUGAUCCAGAAUUAACAGAUAAAGGAUAAUAAUAGACAAAAAAUCUACAACUUUCAGUAUUAAAAGAUUAUCAAAAUUUAAAAUUUGAUGUGGUGUAUGUGUCUCCUCUUUCUAGAGCUAUUGAUACAUUUGGAUUUUUAGCAUAUUAAGAAAAUAAUUAGAUUAUUGAAUAAUUUAAGUUAGCUAAAGUUUUAGCCUGUCAUUAUUUGAGAGAAAGAUUGGAUACUUGCGGAGAUAUUGGGAAGAGCUUAGAAUUUGUUAAAGAAGGGUUAUGCAAUAAGUGGAAUAUUGAUUCGUGCAUGAUCAAUAACGAUUAGUGGUGGUGCCAUACAUAGUUUGAUAAUUAAAAGUAAGGUGAAAUGUUCAAAUAAAAAACAGAAGAUUUUGAUAAAAUAUAAAGAAGAUUAAUAAUAAUUUUAUUGAUGAUAAUUUUUUCUGAAGAUAAGGUUAUAUGCUUAAUAAGCCACUCUAAUAUUUAUAAAUGCUUAAAGCUUAAAAAUAAAUUUUAGUCUCAUGGUAUUUAAAAUGCAUAAAUGAAGAUUUUAGAUAAAUAAACGAUUAUGAAAUUUUUAACAUAGACUAUAACAAAGCAUAUUUACUAAAAGUGA
Molecule: messenger RNA, 870 nt
Organism: Tetrahymena thermophila SB210
Lineage: Eukaryota; Ciliophora; Oligohymenophorea; Hymenostomatida; Tetrahymenidae
Product: histidine phosphatase family (branch protein 1)
Exons: 1
Cellular component (GO): cytoplasm
Molecular function (GO): phosphatase activity
Source: RefSeq, a predicted model, not a curated record